This is a messenger RNA of Carica papaya (papaya), 744 nucleotides long. RefSeq names its product SHI-related sequence3 (gene SRS3). Lineage: Eukaryota; Viridiplantae; Streptophyta; Magnoliopsida; Brassicales; Caricaceae. The record is from RefSeq and is a predicted model, not a curated record. Gene Ontology annotation, cellular component: nucleus. Gene Ontology annotation, molecular function: DNA binding; DNA-binding transcription factor activity. Gene Ontology annotation, biological process: positive regulation of DNA-templated transcription.
AUGGGACAAGGUGGGGAUUAUGGAUUUUUAUUUGGGGGAUCAGCGAGAUGUCAAGACUGUGGGAACCAAGCUAAGAAGGACUGUAUGUAUAGGAGAUGUAGAACUUGUUGUAAGAACAAAGGAUUUCAGUGCCAAACACACAUUAAGAGCACUUGGGUUCCUUCUUACAGACGCCGCCAGAGGUAUAAUCAGAUGCUACAUCAUCAUCAUCAUCAUCUCACUCCAUCCUCAUCAUCUAUUGAUCAUCAUCAUCAUCCUGCAGAAAACCCUAAAAGACUCAGACAGAAUAGUCAGUAUCUCACCUCCUCUUCAGGGUUAGAGAAGGGAGAUUUUCCGGGAGAAGUGAGGUCAACGGCAGUAUUCCGGUGUGUUCAAGUGAGCUCUACUGAUGAUCAUGGAAUUAAACAGUAUGCAUAUCAGACGGCUGUGAGCAUAGGAGGGCAUGUUUUCAAAGGUAUUCUCUACGAUCAAGGCCCUGAUGAUCACGAUCGUGAUCAUCAUCAUCAGUACUACUCCAGAACUGGUCAAGAAACAGUUUUACAGCAGCGGCCUAAUUAUGAAGCCAAUGUGGGUGCCCUAGAAGCUGCUUCUGGUGAUGAUGGUAGAAUAGCUUAUCGUUCAGCGGCUUCUGUAGAAGCACUUAUAAUUCCUUCUUCUGCUGCUACAUCUACUUGUCCAAUAUUUAGCUUCAGUGCUUUCAUGUCUGGUACGCCAUUUUCUUCUUCCUCAAACCCAAGAUCUUAA